Messenger RNA from Egretta garzetta (little egret), 4171 nucleotides. It is a transcript of the gene PPP1R9A, whose product is annotated as protein phosphatase 1 regulatory subunit 9A. Gene Ontology annotation, biological process: actin filament organization; calcium-mediated signaling; neuron projection development. Gene Ontology annotation, molecular function: actin filament binding. The record is from RefSeq and is a predicted model, not a curated record. Lineage: Eukaryota; Metazoa; Chordata; Aves; Pelecaniformes; Ardeidae. The coding region runs from base 1 to 4032 and encodes 1343 amino acids. Gene Ontology annotation, cellular component: cytoplasm; actin cytoskeleton; dendrite. The transcript is spliced from 19 exons.
AUGAUGAAAACAGAGUCUUCAGGAGAAAGAUCAACCCUCCGAAGUGCCUCUCCUCACAGGAAUGCUUACAGAACUGAGUUCCAGGCGCUGAAAAGCACCUUUGACAAACCGAAAUCAGAUGGAGACCAAAAAACGAAAGAGGAAGGAGAGGCCUUGCAGAGCAGGGGAAGGAAAUAUGGCUCAAAUGUCAAUAGGAUUAAGAACUUAUUCAUGCAGAUGGGCAUGGAGCCCAGUGAAAGUGCUGGAGUUACCCCCAAAACCAGGGGGAAGGGUGGCCCUCCAUCGCCGCAAAGACGAAUUAGGCCCAAAGAAUUUGUAGAAAAAGCGGAUGGCUCAAUCGUAAAACUGGAAUCAUCUGUCUCGGAAAGGAUUAGUAGAUUUGAUACUAUCCAUGAUGGUCCUUCCUAUUCCAAGUUUACUGAAACUCGGAAGAUGUUUGAGCGAAACGCUCACGAAAUGGGACAUUCCAAUCGCUAUUCCCCAAAGAAAGAGAAAGUCGUUUCCAGUGAGCUUCCAGACGAAUGGUGCAGCUCUAAGUCUUACAGAGGCAGCAUGGAUUCACUGGACAGUCUUAGCCCAAGGACAGAGACUGUCUCUCCAACUGUGAGUCAGCUCAGCGCAGUUUUUGAAAACACUGACUCACACAACGUAAUCGUAGAAAAGUCGGAGAACAGUGAAGAGUACUCUGUAACUGGUCACUAUCCGCUAAACCUCUCAUCUACUGUCGCGAAUAUCUCCUCCCCAGUUGCAAACCUUGAGGGUUUCAGUCCUCUGAAAGAUAGCGGCACGUGGUCUCCACCAGCCAAACAGAAUACAGGCUUGAUGUCUGCUGAGAACUCUCAGCAGAACAGCACGCCUUCAGCACUGAGACAGAAGACAUCCACGGGCACUUCAGCAGGUUCAAAAACAACUGAAGAAAUAAAGAAGAGUACAGAGGCAAGUGCUGAUUCUGUUGAGAGCACUGCAUCGAGUCAACAGGAUUUGGUCAAUGUGCUUGACAGCGAAAGAUCUGUGGACAGCUGUGCUAGGAGUAAGUCAAAAACAGAGGCAGAAGUUUUGUUGCAACAAAAGGAACGGUCAGAGCAUGCAGAGGGUAUCUUUGAUAGACCCGAAGCUGCAGAAGCACCAAGAAAUGUAGCUUCAGGUGGUGAUUUUGCCACAGAUGCUGUUUCAGACACUACCGAGUCCCAUUAUGAUGAGGCAAGUGAAAAAGAAGUGCAUGAAGAUGUGAAUAAUUUUCAGAGUUCCCACGUGUACAUGCACUCUGACUACAAUGUGUAUCGGGUACGAUCGAGAUAUAAUUCUGACUGGGGAGAGACAGGUACAGAGCAGGAUGAUCAGGAUGACAGUGAUGAAAAUAACUGUUAUGAACCUGAUAUGGAAUAUUCUGAAAUUAGUGGAUUGCCAGAUGAAGAUGAAAUCCCAGCCAACAGAAAAAUACAGUUUAGCCGUGCUCCAAUUAAGGUUUUCAAUACCUAUUCCAAUGAAGACUAUGACAGGAGAAAUGAUGAAGUUGACCCAGUGGCUGCAUCAGCUGAAUAUGAACUCGAGAAGCGUGUGGAAAAGCUGGAACUCUUCCCAGUUGAACUAGAAAAAGACGAAGAUGGACUUGGCAUAAGCAUUAUUGGAAUGGGAGUUGGAGCAGAUGCAGGCCUUGAAAAACUGGGAAUAUUUGUCAAAACAGUAACAGAAGGUGGGGCAGCAGAAAGAGAUGGCAGGAUCCAAGUGAAUGACCAAAUUGUGGAAGUUGAUGGCCUCAGUCUGGUUGGUGUUACACAAAAUUUUGCUGCAACUGUUCUUAGAAACACCAAAGGGAAAGUCAGGUUUGUAAUUGGACGAGAAAAACCGGGACAAGUGAGUGAGGUUGCGCAGCUGAUUAGCCAGACUCUAGAACAAGAACGCCGCCAAAGAGAGCUGCUGGAGCAGCAUUAUGCACAGUACGAUGCAGACGAUGAUGAGACAGGGGAAUAUGCUACAGAUGAAGAAGAUGAAGACAUGGGACCUGUCCUUCCAGGAGGUGACAUGGCAAUUGAAGUGUUCGAUCUCCCUGAAAACGAUGACAUGUUCUCCCCCAGUGAUGUGGACACCAGCAAGCUUGCUCACAAAUUCAAAGAGUUGCAAAUCAAACAUGCAGUUACAGAAGCUGAAAUUCAGAAGCUGAAGACGAAGCUGCAGGCUGCUGAGAAUGAGAAGGUGAGGUGGGAAUUGGAGAAGACUCAACUCCAGCAGAACAUUGAGGAGAAUAAGGAAAGGAUGAUGAAAUUAGAGAGUUAUUGGAUUGAGGCACAAACCCUCUGUCACACGGUGAAUGAGCACCUCAAGGAGACGCAAAGCCAGUAUCAGGCUCUGGAGAAGAAAUAUAACAAGGCAAAGAAAUUAAUCAAGGAUUUUCAGCAAAAAGAAAUUGACUUCAUCAAACGCCAGGAAGCUGAACGAAAGAAAAUAGAAGAUUUGGAGAAAGCACACCUUGCAGACGUUCAAGGCUUACAAGCUCGUAUACGAGACUUGGAAGCAGAAGUUUUCAGGCUAAUGAAGCAAAAUGGGAGCCAGGUUAACAAUAACAACAACAUUUUUGAAAGGCAGACAUCUUUUGGAGAAGUUUCUAGAGGAGAUCCAGUGGAAACCCUAGAUACUAAGCAAGUGUCCUGCCUGGAUGGCUUAAGUCAAGAUUUCAAUGAAGCAGUGCCAGAAACAGAGAGGCUGGACUCCAAAGCUCUGAAGACUCGAGCUCAGCUUUCAGUGAAGAACAAGCGGCAGAGGCCUUCUAGAACAAGGCUGUAUGAUAGCAUCAGUUCAACUGAUGGAGAGGACAGCCUUGAACGAAAGCCGUCAAACAGUUACAGUAGUCCCAUGCACAUUUCAAAAUCACCACUGCCCUUAUGCAUGAGAGCAUCCUCACCAGCAUCAGAUUCUGGUGCUUCCUCCCUCUCCCCCGUGGCUAGCAGUGCAGCAAUCUCACUUGACAACCUAACUGAAAACCAAGAAGAAGGACAGCACCACAAAGGAGGUGUUCUUGCCCCGCACACUCGGGGAGACACUCCACUUUCCUCUCCUUCAAAAUCUGGGCACAGCUCUGAAGCAUCUCCUUUGCAUCACCCAGCUGGCAGGAAUAUUUUACAGGAUAAAGAUGGUGCCACAUGCGCUCAGGCAGCAAGAACAACUAGCUCCACUAUAGGGCAUACAGAAAAACUAAAGCGAAAACUUGCAGAUCUUGGGGCUCCCUUGAGAAGGAGUUCAAACAAGGGCAAGAAGCGGAAAGAGAAAGAAGCUAUUAGGGUGACCUAUGGCAGUAGGACCGCCAGAGAGAUGCUGCAGAGAUCAGCAAACACUAAAUCUUUAGCAGAGCGAUCCUCCUCUCUCCCACACUGUGUACCAUUCACAUGGUAUGGAGAGAGUGGCAAGGGAUCCAAUUCUUCCAGCAACCUGCCAUCGCCUACCAGCUCAACUGAACCUUCCUCUGAAAAUAUAAGUCCAGCUAAAAAAGGGUCAAAGAAUUUCACCUUCAACGAUGAUUUCAGUCCCAGCAGCACAAGUUCAGCUGAUUUGAGUGGCUUAGGAGCAGAACCUAAAACCCCAGGUUUCUCGCACUCCUUAGCGCUGUCGUCAGAUGAGAGCCUGGAUAUGAUUGAUGAUGAGAUCCUUGAUGACGGACAGUCUCCUAAGCACAGUCAGUGUCAGAGCCGUGCUGUUCCGGAGUGGAGCGUGCAGCAGGUUUCCCACUGGUUAAUGAGCCUGAACCUUGAACAGUAUGUUUCCGAAUUCAGUGCCCAAAACAUUAACGGGGAGCAUCUCCUUCAGCUGGAUGGGAGUAAGCUCAAGGCUCUUGGUAUGACAUCUUCCCAGGACAGAGCAAUCAUUAAAAAAAAGCUGAAGGAAAUGAAAGCAUCCUUGGAGAAAGCUCGCAAAGCUCAAGAGAAAAUGGAAAAGCAAAGGGAAAAGCUUCGGAAGAAGGAACAAGAGCAACUGCAGAGGAAAUCAAAGAAAACAGACAAGUCCUCAUCAGAUGCAACAGAGGGCACUAAUGAGCAGUGAUAAGCAGAAGUGCUGCUGUGUUAGGAAAGUGGAGGCACUUCAAGGGAAGCGAAACUCAUAUCCGCUCUGGUGCCCCUUCAGCUUUCUUGUAUUCAUUACACAAGAGUGUGUACCGAGAAAUGGGGCUAUACAUAGAAUG